CAGAGGUAGUUUAGGCACCUAAGGAUUUUACAAUGUGCAGCAACACAAGUCAAACUUUGAGCGGGGUUGUUGUUGUUGUUGUUGUUGCAAAGAUAUUCAAAUUGCCCCACUCGUUCAUUAUGCUUCUGCCCACUCUUUGGACCCUUGAACCCAGCCCCCGCCUGCAUUGACACUCGGUGCCAUGGUACCAGACACAGCCAGCUGUCAAUGGAGGAUGGCCUGUGUAGUGACAUUGCCAGUGGUGUUGAGAUGGUCCGGGUGACCCCUCUGCCAUCACAUACUAGUGUGUGUGUGUGUGUGUGUGUGUGUGUGUAUUGGGGCACUAUUGUCUUUGUGUUUUUUUGACAUCGCUGCCCUUUGUUCCUCCGUGAUCAUGGCAAAGACAAUGGAUAUUGUAUCUGCAGCCACAAAGACAAGUUCUUUCUUCAGGCGCCCGAAGCCAGUGUUUCACCACCAUCUCUCACUUGCCUGGUGACGCCUGUGACCGCUGGACAAAGAGGGCAGGACCAGAGUCAGUAGGGGCUGAGUUGUGAGGCGCUGGUAGAAGCAGAGGAGCAUUUGCACACAGAUGAAAUCGGAGAGGCUUAUUUUACUGUAGCAAUACCCUGUAGGCAGCACUGUACAUCACUGGUUGGCAGUGGGAUCUUUCUUGUCGUGGAGUACAGGAUCAGAGGCAGCAAAUGUUUCCGGUCAGGCAGCCUUGGCUUUGCAAAGCCUUAGGUUGUUAUGAUUGCUGUAUCCGGUGCAUUGGGGCAGUGCCCUACCCAUCCCUGGUGGCCACCUUGCUGUGCUAUGCUGGCAUGGCAUUAUUUUGUGGCUGUGGGCAUGAAGCGUUGACCCAGACUGAAGUCCUGGUUGAGACUUACUUCGCCCGCAACGUUCAGGAUUUUGAGGUCCUGGCCUCCUUUAUCAAAUACUUCCAGUACGUGAUCUAUGGCCUGGCAUCAUUUUUCUUCCUCUAUGGUAUCCUGCUGCUGGCUGAGGGUUUCUACACCACGAGCGCCGUCAAGCAGACCUUUGGUGAAUUCAGGAGCACCCAGUGUGGCCGCUGCCUCAGCCUGACGUUUAUCAUAGUGACGUACACCUUGGCCUUCAUCUGGCUGGCAGUGUUUGCCUUCGCUGCUAUCCCAGUUUACUUCUUGUUCAACAUGGAGCAGACCUGCCACAACAUCAACAUCCUGGCUGAAACAACCCCUAGCAUUAAUCAGCAUAGCUGGAUUUGCAUGGAUGCCCGGCAGUAUGGUCUGCUCCCUUGGAAUGCAGUGCCAGGCAAGGCUUGUGGAAUGACCUUGGCAUCUAUUUGCAAAACCAGCGAAUUCUACGUCACCUAUGAUUUGUACAUAGCUGCCUUUGCUGGUGCUGCGAUUACUCUCUUAGCACUGUUUCUGUAUAUGGUUGCCACCACCUACAACUAUGCAGUCUUGCGGUUUCUGGGCAGGAAAGGGAUCCGCUAAGUGCGACACAUUCAUCCCAGUCAACCCCACCCUCUGGCUGUGAGAUGGACAGUCAACACAUGCAACAGCAGAUUUCCAUUCAUCCCCUUGGAAACAGCAACUUAGCCUGGACCACCUGCUACAAUACUUCUUUAGAUGUGUCCAAUAACAGCCAAAUGUUUCAUGUCACCUUUUUUGUAUGAACAACAGACAGAGAGAUGAAUAAAAUUCACAACUAGCGGCGAGCUCUGGUCUCCUCAAAUCCUCCACUCAGAUGAUUCUCUUGGCUUUGUUGUUCAUUUUCUUCUUGCAAAUUGCAUCUCUCAUUUUAUUCUUUUGUGAAGCUUCAUUGGUGCUGAUGCUGUUGUCAGACUGUGAUGUAUGAUGUUUCAUGAAUAAUUAAGGGCAAUGACAGCUCGCCUUGCAAAUCAUAACUGCAUGUCCUCCGUUCAGUGAUGCAUACAUUGGUUCUGAAUAUGAUUUUGCUGCUGCUUCAUUAUCACCACCUUAAGUAUCAACAUUGUGUGAACUAAAGCAAGUGAAGCUGAAUGUACCAAAGUUGUCUGCAAGGGGUGGUGUAUCCUCCCAUCUCCCUUUGUGCUUUCAUAUAUAAUACAUGUACUUUGCAUUCACUCAUAACGCAGUUUUGCUUUCUUUAAAUGCCGCUGUGUAGGGGGGAAACAAAGCCGCUUUUGUUUUUGGUUGCUGCUUAAAAUAAGCUGUUUUUGUGUUAUGGGGUGUUGAUGCUUCAAUAACGCAGCUCCAGGUGACUCAAGUUUGAUGUGUAGCCCUGCUACUUAUUGAGCUGGGUUGUGUUGUGUGUGCUCAUUUAAAAUUAAGGCUGAUUAAACCAUUUACAUCUGAGGCAGUAAUUUGUGAUUUUAUUUUUUACCACAUACGGUACAUUGCAAUAAAAAUCUUUCACACUGAUUGUA
Molecule: messenger RNA, 2368 nt
Organism: Scatophagus argus
Lineage: Eukaryota; Metazoa; Chordata; Actinopteri; Scatophagidae
Gene: plp1b
Product: proteolipid protein 1b
Exons: 7
Coding region: 681-1454 (257 amino acids)
Biological process (GO): central nervous system myelination; axon development
Cellular component (GO): plasma membrane; myelin sheath
Molecular function (GO): structural constituent of myelin sheath
Source: RefSeq, a predicted model, not a curated record